This is a messenger RNA of Pocillopora meandrina, 19280 nucleotides long. The record is from the annotation of a GenBank genome assembly. NCBI's taxonomy places the organism in Eukaryota, Metazoa, Cnidaria, Anthozoa, Scleractinia, Pocilloporidae.
UUGAAAGAACGCAAGCAUAUCAACAAACAUAUAAUAGGCCAAGACCUCUGAAGCGUUGCCAGAUAGUCACACAGAGCAUUUUGAGCUGGACACGAUUUCAAGCAGAGCAAGAGAGAAGAUCAGCCACGAUGAUGCUAACGUCGGAGCUAAAGAGCCGUCACUUUUGGGCCAGCGCCCUGAUAGAGCUGAUCGCAACUUUCUUUUUCAUCUUCCUGACAACUGGUACAACCAUCACAUGGAAUCCGAUGCAACCUCCGUCGACAGAGCUGAUUUCUUUGUGUUUCGGACUGAGCAUUGCAACCCUGGCGAUGUGUAGUUUACACCUCAGUGGCGGGCAUAUCAACCCCGCUGUUAGCAUCGCCAUGAUGGCCGUUCGAAAAGUGUCAGUCAUUCGAGGGAUAACUUACGUAAUUUUUCAAAUUGUCGGAGGUGAGAACACUAAAAGCAACUCUUAGCCUUAGUGUAAACAACUUUUUCUAACCUAAAUUUCUCAGUGAUAGAUGCAGAAAGGGAAUACCUUCCUCAACGACUAGAUAUCAAAGGCCAGAAAAAGCAAUGGCCAUAACUAUGGAAAUGACUUGUUAUUUCGCCAGGUUUCUGAGAUGUAAGCAAAGCAGAUAUUUGCUACGAGACUAGUUUUUAUUGCUUACACACGCUUCAAUGAAUCGAAAGAUUAAAAACUCAUUCGGGGCAGAAAGGAAUACGACAAACGCUAUUCCUAAGCCGAAAUAGAAGUAUUGCCAUGACUAUCCGUAGAGAAAAUGGCUCCAUCGCAAAACUGUUACACCCGAAAACUUAGAGCUAAGGAAAUUGUCGAUUGCUAAUUUUCCAAUUGCAAGGAAAGAUAACUGUCUUUUCAGUUCGGUGGCAGUUUUUAAUUAACAUCGGGGUAACGGCGACAAAGAUACAAUACAACCGACACGUUUCUGGUGCCUUUCCAAUAUAUUACAUUGGAUCAAAGAAAUUGGCCAAAUGGCAUUCGAUCAAUGUUAUCUCAAGUACACGUACCAAGACUUCCUAAUACGUCAUAUGAUACCUUGCGUGCACGCGGAUCAAUUGCCUGUAAAACCACUAGAGUGCUACUUAAUUCAUUCAGCAAAAUCGUUUCACUUUGGCAGAGGUUUGAGCAUUUUUGGCCACUGCCACAACAGAUUACGUAAUAAAUAAUACAUCGAUUGUGAAAAUCUCCGAAAGGUAAAGCAUAUUUACAAUAUUUCAGGUAUUUGGCUAGAACGUGUUGGCAAUAAAUUCGAAAAAUGUCUAGAAUGUUUUCUACUGAGAAAGCUUUCUUUGUUGCACACAUGACUUCACAUGCUUCGAUAGGCACGAACGUGAGUAAAUUUCAAGUGCUUUUAGCACUCAACCGCAAGCUCGUAGCUCGUAAAUAACACUGAUGUAACGAGGGAGGUACAAUCAGCUAAAAAAGUCAGGUCUGUCAAAUACAAUGCAUGUCGAGUAUGAAAUGUUCGUGUACUUUCUGGAGCUCAAUUUGUUCCACACCGUGAAAUAAAAAGAAAAACCGGGCUGCGUCAUUACCAUUUGACUAUUAAUUAUUGUUUACAGGUUAAAAAAAUUCUAAGUAGUUCGAGUUGCCAGAAAAAAGGUGUCGAAUGGGAACACCAGCGCAAACCAUCAAUGCAAAUGAUUACUAUUUUCCUGUUGGAUGGAAGUUCGAUCAAGUUGAAACAAUAGAAAAAAUAUAUAUAAAUAUACCUUUGGAUAAUUCUCCUCCCAGGCAUAUUCAGAUAAAUGUAAACAUUUAUAAAAGAGUAAUUUGUCAUCCUCUGAGGUCUUUUGUUGUUAAACCAUCAUUUGACAUGAUUCAAGUUGAACCCAGCAGAAGCAGGGUUGGCAGUUAAUUUUCCUAACGGAGACAUUGCCAUUUUGAAGGUCAAAUUUUAUCAAAGAUGGUUUUUUUCAAUUGUUGAAUGUUUUCCAUUUUCGUAAUGAGUUUUACAAGUGGACAAGUUUUGUAAGUUUUGAUAAGGUGUGAAAAAGUACUUAAGAUAUAGUCAAGUGCUUAAUUUAAAACUGCAAAGGAAGUAAUAAUUCGGCCUCCAAGUCAUGGCAGCUAAAGAUUAAAAAGUCGUUUAUGUGUUAAAUAUGGCGAAGUUGAGGAGGGGGGGAAGUGGCGAAGAGAGAGCUACUAUCGUGGGUAGGCCACAUAGGUGUGUUUUGGUAACAAGGCUGUGACCCUCAAACAGUUCAGUCUAAAAACCAGGAAAUUUCGAUGCGUAGGCAAAAUAUCAGUGCACUGCGAUCUGAACUUAAACCUUUUGCUGUGUAGAAGCUGUAUAUCCAUUCUUAAUACUUCCGAUAAAUUACUCCCCCCUGGAGUAACUAAAUAGCCGGAGGUGGGCAAUGGUUCACAGCCCUCAACACUUCAUUACACUGACGCAAUUAUGUAAAUGUGCCCUAACUGCGUGUUUGCCUACAUAGUUAUUCCUAAGACGUACGUGCCAAUACUGGGAAAGUAUAAAAAUUCGUGCACUCUUAGUUGUAAAGAUUGUGUUCAGGACUGAUAUGCGUACAUUAAAAACAUUUUGCGUCAUAUCAUUUGCAUUUGUAUUUUUGAUAAGAUGUGUCAGCAUGGAAGUCAAUACCUUUGUUUUGAAAAUUCUCCUCUGCAUUAAGAUAAAGAUCGAGUUCACUGAAGUUUGAGAACAAUGCAUUUUUGUUCUCUUCUCUAUAACAGGUAUCAUAGGCUCAGCGGUAUUAAAAUACAUCACACCAAAAGAAAAACGCGGAACACUGGGCGCCACUGUCCCAGCUGCCGGAGUGACCGCAGGUCAAGCAGUUGGUAUUGAAAUCUUGCUGACAUUCCUGCUGGUUUUCACUGUGUGCGCGAGUACUGACCCGAAAAGGAAUCAUUAUGGAUACGAAGUCCCUCUGUCAAUUGGCCUUUGCGUGGCCGUGUGUCAUUUCAUUGGGGUAAGUGGAAGGAUGGUGUCUUCGUAUCGCUUGAUUUAGGACGUUCGUUGCAAAAGAUUUAUUUUUGCGUUUAGUCUGGUCUAGCUUACUUUACUGACACUCCAUGUUAUUCUUUCAGAUUGGUUUUACAGGGUGUGGCAUUAAUCCUGCGCGCUCGUUUGGUCCAGCUGUCAUCAUGAAUACCUCCAAAAUCUGGGAAAACCAUUGGGUAGGUAACAGUGCCUGUAACCAUCAUUCUGUCCAAUAUCGAAACGUAUCUCCGUUAAAAGGGCCCCGUGAGAGAGGGAUUUCUCUGCGCUGUUUACCGGUCCUCUGUGAUUCGCGCUUGUUUCUUUCUAAGAGUGUUUAUUGAACGCCUAGGGUGGAGCAUGGCAUUUUAUCAAAAUAAUGUAUAAAAUGAACAAAGCCUAACCUUUGAACACUGUUUUUAUUGCUGCAUGGCGAGCAAAUGGAAGUCAGGAAAGUCUCUAAAGUCUUUGUGGCCACUCAACUAGAAAUAGGAAAUAAUUGUAAGAGAGAAAAGUAUUAAAUUGUAAAUUAUAAUAGUAAAAGAGAUGGAUCAUCUUGCACGCAUUGCGAACCAAGAGAGGACAACCCGCUCGUUGCGGAGUUAAUAAGAAGGUGUACGAGGCCACCUUCGAACGGAGUAGGAGAUUUUCAUGGUUGCAGUUCAUGUUUUUUUUUUUUUUUUUUUUUUGGUAGGUGUACUGGAUUGGUCCAAUUGGGGGAGGUUUAAUUGCAGCAGUUCUGUAUCAGGUGAUAUUUCGAACGAGGCAAGAACAAGGCCCAACGGCUGGUUCUGUGAAUGAGUUGGACAACUAUCAAGAUUCCAAGAUCUAAACUGUGAAGGAGUAUUAUCAUCGCUUAUAACGCGACUUUCCUGUAGAACGCUUAUUUACAAUGUUCAUUCAGCUUUUAAAAGGUUGUGGCCUGUAUCAAAGUAGCUUCACCAGGUAUUGCUAUUAGAGUUUUAAUAAAGAAAUCAACAUAAGUGAUUUUGUAAUCAAUAUGAAAUGGUCCUUUUUUGUUAUGAAGAAUGAUUCAUUUCUACGCGCAAAAGUACCAAAAGGGCUUUAGCUUUAGGUAGUCAUGUUUAUGAGAAUUUUUUAUGAGGAGAACAGCAGCGAUUUAGCAAUAUAAAUAUCGAAGGGGCCUUUUUAACGAAAAACGAUUCUUUUAAUGCGCACUAGAAUAAAAAGUUUAGGUAGCCAUUUUUUAAUUCUAUCACAAAGACUUAACGUACAUUUUUGCUUGCGUUUUGGCCUGUGAAGUGUUUAUCUUUGUACGGCACAAAGCAAGAAUGUUUUCACGCUUGUCGUGUUAUUUUGUAAACCUUGGACAAGUACCUUGGGAUUGAUUAGAAUCUGUCAGUAACUGAAUUAACAUUGGUAGCUAGAUUUUAGCGAUUUGUUACACUUUCAAAAUAUAUACAGGCACAUUCAUAAGUGUCAUUUGAGGAAAGGUUCCAGAGGAUGAUGGACCUUUAAUUCCCAGAAGUGAUUUUCAAGUAACUCAUCUUUGCAACGUCGAUACAUCUAUCAAAGACAGAUAUAAUACUUAAGAGUUAGUUUUUGUUUGUAAUACCUAAUUCUCUUUUCUACCUUACGAAGAAAUUAACAGGAAAGGAAAAUUACCAGUCAGACCUGUGAAUGACGAAAGGCAAUAUUCCCAUUGCAAGCCUAAUUUUAUCUUUAGUUACCAAUUUUUUAAUAAUACUUUCAUAACUUACUGACAAGCAGUUGUGGUAGAAAGUUUUUAAUGUUUUUUUUGGAGCUUCAAGGGUUGUGCAUUUACGUUUUUCACGAGAAGAAUAAGGUUAUUUGAUUGGGUAAUAAGCUUAAUUAGGAUUCGAAGUUGAUAUAUGUCCAGCCUCUUACGACCUUGCCUGAUGUUUAAAUAUCAUGAUUUUGAGACAUUUUUCACGUCUUUCAUUAUCAUAUACUUUAUUCAUGAAAAAGAAAAUAAAAAUUUCAAAAGUUCUGCGGGAUGUGUAUUUGGUGAAUGAUAAGCAUUUAGGUUCGGACGCUAAUUUUGUAAUCUUGAGUCGCUAACUUCUCGUCGAACCUUGCAUUCUGCUUAACGAAUCGAAAGUAGCUACGCCUCGUGAGUCCACAGCAUUUUCACUACUGUGAUGACGAAUAUCGUUGUCGAUAGAGUACACACCACAAUAAACCACUGUCGAUUUGUUUUUUGCCGCAAUAUCAACGUCAGUUAAAACGAUUUUUUCAGUGCGUGACCAUUGCGUGACAUGUUGACUCAAGCAGCGUUGUCUGUACUCUUAUCGACAACGGCAAAGUGGCCAAUCAGAUUACGACAUUACUGCCAAUUGUGGUAAAAUAACUUUUUUCAGCUAUGCGUUUUUUCUUUUAUUUUUUUGCUUUGGUUUCUGCUCGGUUUUUUGGUCUCAUUAUCACCAUUAUCUCUACCCAUAUCAUCAUCAUUAUCAUCGAUCAUUAUCACUAUUAUUAAAAUUAUCAAUGUUAUCAAUAUCACUACUCCUGAUAAUCCCAUCGCAAUACAGCCGGUCUAGUUCCUGCUUUUUGAGUCUUUUGUUAUUUUAUUUUCACUAACAGUUGUUUCUUUCUUCUUCUCUUUUCUCACACUGAUGAAAGCCCACUUAGGAUUUAACGACCUCCAGGAAGUGACAUAAACCCGUUUGUCAAGUUAUUUUUGAGUCUUAAACAAAUGCGGCAGUCAAGAAGAGAGGAGAGUUUUUUUUUUAGAUUUUUGUGGUUUUUUUGUACUUGAUCGCAGAAUCUUCUAGGCAUUCCAACUCUCUUGAAAUAUCUGACCGCCAGAAACAUUCGCGCAAUUUUUUCCACUCAAUACAUAUAGAAUUGGGCUUGGUCGGUCAGCGUCCACUGAUGGAUCUUGCCGGCUUUCAUAUUUGAUGGUCUGAUGGAUUCAUUAGUACCUUCUACAAUUUUCGUUUCUGUAGCAGGGAACAAACCCCGCUCAGCGCUCCGACCUCAAAUAACCAGGCUUGGUUACACAAUAAAGCAUUGUUUACAAGCUCUACCGAGAAUCCCGCCUUAUUCAUCUAUGUGAUCAGGUGAUGUUUGGUUUUUAGUGUAAGUCAAUCAAACAUCAACGGUAAUUCUCGUCAUACUUAGUAGGCAAGAGACGGUCUCUCUUUAACUCUUGAAAAGAACAAGUAGCUCCAAUAUGUAUCUCAGUGAAGGCAAAAUGGAGUUUAGAUCUCGCAAAUUUUGGACCGAAGUCUUCGCGGAAUUUUUGGCCACACUUCUGUUCCUGUUCAUGGUCUGUGGCACAGUGUUACCGUGGAAUAACACUCCACCAUCCGUUAUACACAUUGCUUUCAGUCAUGGACUAAGUAUAGCGACCUUAGCGAUGGCGGUGUUUCACAUUUCGGGCGGACAGCUCAACCCAGCCGUGACCAUCAGCAUGAUGGCUGUUGGAAGGGUCUCAGUCUUAAAAGCUGUGUUCUUCAUUAUUGCCCAGUGUGCCGGAGGUAAGGCGUAAUUGACACUGUUUGCAGACUAGGUAAGUAUGCAUAUGGAUGUUUGUUCUAGCGCUUCUCUAGAGCAAGAUCGAUAUAAGGUUUAAAGCGUUUGAAAUGAACUGAAUAGAUUAUUUGAAAGCAGCUUUUAACAUUUCAAGCUCCAAGGGAUCACAGAUUUCGCAAGGUCUUCACGCCCCCUCCAACCACAGAUCUACUCCUAUUGAUCAAUCGGCUAAACUACUUACAGCUGGAUUUAGUCAAAGCUUUCAAUCAUCUAUGUUAUUAACCAUUUUUUGUGAGCCAAGUUGAAACGGUAACACUUCAAAAGUCAUAUCGUGACAAUGCAGAGUGCUAAUGACGUUUACCUUAAGGAUUUUUAAUCCGGUCGUUCUAUUAGACUAUAUGAGUGGUUCUGCUAAAUGGUGGAACUGCCACAGAAAUUUUGCUCCUAUACUCUUACAUUUUGCGAGGAGAUCAGACCAAGCCGCUUUCGAGUCACUUUUUUUUACUAUACUGAAUGUAAUGAACGAAAAAAUAACAAAUAAUCACUUACGCGCUAAAACAAUGAAAACAACCCUUGUGGGAAUAAUUUGCGCUAUGCAAUCACUCAAGCGAAGGUCAGGAAAUGACUGAUCUUAUGAAAGGAAACAUCGUAAUAUCCAAAGUUGUUUCGAGAUCUUUUACCAAAUAGCGUUUGAAGGAAAAGUGUAGAAAAAGAUUAACUCGUAUCCGAUCAUUAGAGAGUUUUUGAGAGAUUGCGCACGGUCAGAGAAACCUGAAGCUCAGUUUUUUUUUAUCUUCGGCUAUUACCGACUUUAAGCAUCACUUUCUUCAGCUAAAUAUGCAAGGAGUGUCUAUUAUCGCUUUGAUAUGACACAAAUAUACUGCGAGCUGGCCUUCGUGCGUUUGUUUCACGGCGGAUAAGCCUAGAUAAGUACCUCCGCCGGGCCGCCUCGUCUCUAUCAGCUUUGAGCAUAAAAUCACAAGGUUCAAAAGAGAUUCCUAAUAGGCUAAACCCUGAAGUACAAUAUGGGUCUGUGUCGACCAAGUUUUAAAGGGAAGAAAAUGUUUUAAAACCCCAUAAACCUCCUGGCAAUAAGGCAAAGUUGGGCUGUCGUUUUACCGAAUGUAGUGCUUUCAAAUAAAAAUGCAAAAGUCUUGAGAUCAUGACGGAAAAUUGCUCAGCCUUGAUUCAAAUCAAUAACAUGCCACAAUCACUCAUGCGGUAACUUAAUUAACACUGCUAAGGCACCGGAACAUAUGAUAAAAUUAAGAACUUCACAUCUAAUACACAAUUUUACAGCCCAAUCAGUUUUUGCUGACGAAAGGAAGAACUUCUGUUAAGUUUUCUCUAAUGAUACGUCAGUGAAAGAAAAGGGCGCAAUGCUCUGAGCGAUUUAUCUAUUUCAUACAGAAACACGUCGAUAUUUUAGGAAUAGCGUGACAAAACUUUGACUUUUCGCACACAAUCGUCAAGAGGGUAAAAUCAAGCCGGAAUAUGAUUAAGUCGAAACAUACACGACAUUAAAGUUUUAGAAGUCUCUGUAAAAGCUGCUUUUCGAAUCAAAACAUCGACGUUUUAAACUUUGCCCAUAAAUUAAUCUUAUUCGAAUAACAGCCUACACUGACUAACUUUUUUCAUAUAUUGCAAAAUAAAUUUUAGAAGAGCUCAGAGACCCAUUUUAACAACUUCGGUUAUCAAAAAUGGCACAAAUUGCCACUGAGAUCGUCUUUUCAUAAAAUGAUGGCUUUGCAAAUUUAGAUUAAUCCUACAGGAAAACAAAGCACAUAAGUUUUAUAUUUUUUAAUUAUUUUUUUUCUUCACAAGAAAUGAUUUUUCUGUUUGAAACCCACUUUGCCGCUGCCACGUUGACGUUCAAUAGGCAACUUUUUAAUCUUGGCUCAGGGCAAAUGUCCAACAUCCGUCCCAUGAUGUUUUUAUGCAGACUAGCUAAAAGAGUACCCCAUUUACACCGGCAAAACACGUUUAGUUAAACGGGAUUUAACUGAAUGAAACUCAAAAACAGAGAGCUGAAAGAUCGAAUUUUCCAUAAGAUUCAAGUAGUCACUAACUUGUAUGUUCAAUGUACUACAUUUGAAGUCGUCAAACAUCGGUUCAAGCAGCCUUUACGAAGAAAAGAAAAACAAUUAUGUUUAAGAAAACAGCUUUAAAACCUGUUAAAGCUUUAGUGUGAAUGGGGUAUAGGAUAGAGGAGCAGGAAAAUGUAAAAACAUGUUGUGGUUUCGGCGGCCCUCUACCACAGCCGGCCAACAGGUUAUGCAAAUUUUCCAAAAUUCCACCUAACAACGCACAUGGAGAAGGCGGAGCUCAUUUGACAUUAAACGGGUGUCUCUAUGCUUGGAAAAAUACAAGAAAGAGGAAGUUAAGUGAGAGCUGACUCAAUUUUUACCCAGCGCUCUCUAAAUGAUAAAUUCAAGAGGCCGAAAAAGUUCACUUAAAUGUCACCUGUUACAAGCGGCCUUUACCAAAGACCUAACGAGAAGGCUCCUCCACCCAAAUUUUAAAACGAACUAACUUUAACAGGGGACGUUUCGAGCGUUAGCCCUCUGUCUUUCGUUCUGACGAACGGUUAACGCUUAAAAUGUUAGCUUCAGAAACUCUGUGGUGGCCAAUUCAUAUUAUCAACUCAGUUGAAAAACCAAAUAUCUCCCAUCCCCACCCCCACCGACGCAGCACCACAGUUUCUUGAUAAAUUUACCCCCUUUAAAACUACAACAAUAGCCAAAGAAGAGACAUCGGCUAAACAAUGUCAUAACACAGAGACGGCUGAAAACUGACACAGCUUCAUAACAGUUUAUAUCUCGAAAUGAUAGUCCAUCUGAUUAAUUUCUCGAUGUUCUGUUAUUUUGUAGCUAUUUGUGGAGCAGCUAUAGUUUACUACAUGACCCCAACUGAUUCUAUUGGCUCACUGGGUGUCACAGCUCCUUCAAAUGGUGUCUCUACUGCGCAGGCGUUUGGAGUGGAACUCAUGCUGACUUUCAUAUUGGUUUUUGUGAUAUUCGCUGCGACCGACCCCAACAGGGGCAUGGCAGGAUAUGGGGUACCGCUGGCCAUAGGGAUUUGUGUGUUCAUUUGUCUCAUGCAUGGGGUGAGGAACAGCUCCAACAUGCGUAUGUCAUAGUAGAAGACUAGGGAAGAUAAGUCUUAUCAAAGCCUGAGCGACUAAGAGAACAAGAAUCGCCAUAACUUCUCGGAGCUUGACUUGUUUUUUAGCUUCUGUAAGGAAUGUAAGAAGAGAAAGGCCUUUCAAAAUCUUGAAAACUUUGAAGGAAAUACACGCAUAACUCUUGCACUGAUUCAUAUUGCAGAUUCCUUCAUCUGGAGCCAGCUUGAAUCCAGCUCGUUCUCUUGGUCCUGCCGUUGUUAUGAAUUUGUGGAGAGACCAUUGGGUAAGUAAUCUUCUCGGCUGUCAAUCCUAGAAGGGCGGCAAAUGAUUUAUCACCGACUUCUCUUUUGCGUAAUAAAUACAAUUGUUAGAUUAGAGCAGAAAAUCAACUGUCAUCUGCCUCCCGCAAAACUCGAAGAAGUGCUAGGAUCAGCUUCGAAACUUUGCCACGCAAGAUAGUAAAAAGAUGUAAAUAGUUUAAGAUUGCGAUUACACGCAAGGAAGAGAAGUUUAAUUAAGUCAUACGAGCAGCGCGCGAAUCACUAAGUGGGGAGGGUGAGGGAAGAGAGACAAUAUUGUUAUACACCUGCGGUUUCCAUUGCUCUACAGACAGACGAUUGUGAUAAGCUGAUAAGUAAUCGCGUGACCUUUUAUAUAUUGAAAUGUUUCCCGCUCGGGAUAUAAUUUUGACAUCCUGUAGUGAUUGUAGUCUGAUAUUUUUGAAGCUCUUUUCUCUGAAAUUCUCGACGAUUCCACACAACUUGUAGCUAGCAGUCGGCUAGUAUUUGAAAGAAGAGAAGCUUGAAGCUGAAAAACAGCGCUUUUCUACUUAAUCGAAAAAGAAAUCUUCAAUCAACUUCAACGAGUAUUUCUGUAAAUUCAAGUCUUCGGUGGCUAUGUGCACUGAAAAUAACCAACUCAUAGUUUCCUAUGCUUUAACAGAUUUACUGGGUGGCACCCACUCUCGGCGGUCUCCUGGCAACGUGCACCUACAAGCUGUUUUUCGCCCAGAGGAGAAACAACCAAAACACUUUGGAAGAUGAUAAUUACAAUGUGGAACUCAACGACAACGAUACAUCGAAGUUUAUGAUUUCCCCUUUGUAAUUCAUCAGCGUUCUCAGUGUUGUAGAUAAAAUAAUUAGUUGGAAGUGGAUACGAAAUCUGAGUGAAGUGCUCUCUGAACUCGCCUGCUUACAUGUAUCUAGAUGAGCCCUUUUACUCCUAAGAUCCUCUUAUAAAUUCUCUGCACUGUUUGCCACUUUAUUUCUCAUAGCUUUAGCUCUGAGAGAUUGGAAUAAAAUCAGAAGAACCCCUUGUUUUGACUUGUUGAUAUUUGUUUCUCACACCUUCCUCCAAAAUAAUGUAUUAACAUCUGCAAGGAGAAAUUACGUUUAGGUCACACCUUAGAGUGAAAAGUUUUGAAAACAAUAACCCCUUUUAGGCAUACACUUAUCUGAAAAAAAAACAACUUGAAUAUUGAGAUAUGGUUCAAAGCGUCAAAAAAAAAAAAGCUUUACCUGCACUAUUAGAAAAGUAAAAGGUUUUUAGAUGUUGCUAUUUUAACUCUGUAGGAUUUUUUUUUGGAACUUCAUGAAGAGUUUGUCUGAAACAAAGUUUUUUUUGCAGGAGAAAACAUUUUGAGUAGUACCAAUGUAUACGAAGGAAAAAGCUCAGAAAAAGAUUGAAGCUUUCAAUCUUUGGUUCUCAGUCUUCAGUUAGGAAGAAGUUAUCCCGAGAGAAAGACUUGUCCCAUCAAAGCAACUCAUCUGUUACGAAAUGACCAGACGCACACGUGUAUCAUGAGUCGUUUUUUUGUACGUUGUGAGACCACGCGAGGCAUCUGCAGUUGCGCAGAUGCUAGGGUCGGCAAGAGACUUAAUUUCCCCCCAUAUAUUUCUCUGUAGUUCCUUAGCUUAAAUACCUUAAAGGCCAACGGGUUGGCAUAUCCUGUCAAAAGAUAAUCUUUUGUAAUCAAAGUUUAUACUGGCCUAUUCCAGGCGUUGAGUCGGUAAAACGAAGCACGAUAGUAAACGGCGCGAUAGCAACGGAGGAAUGAAAAAACGAGGGAGGCUUGGGUCGGGUUGCGUAAUGUUCUCUACGAUACCCGAUCCAAGCCUCUAAGACUCCUUUGUUUUCGCGCUGUCGCUAUUAUCGCGCUGGUCACUAUUUCGCUCCAUUUUCUUUCACUAACUGAACGCCUGGAACAGGUAAGGUUCAAAAACGGCUCUAAAGCUAAUCUUCUCCUUUUUUCUGCGUUUGCAUCUGUACGAGUAUUUGGACUUACCCUGUAAAAAGCGUACAAUUUUCAUACAUAUUUCAUUUGACUAUUGGUCGAAAAAGCCCCUUGGAAAGUAAUUAAUUCAAACCAUGCCUUCAUAAACACAAUACAGCCGCUGCAACUACCAUUGUUAUAAAAAAAAGAAAUUAUAAAAAACUCAGCCACAAUAACUUUUAUCACGCAUGUCCUUGCUAAACCAUCGAGAAUCUGUGUGCAGUUUCAUACAGAAACAUUAGUUAUUUUCAUUAACUUCCUGCACUUUCUUUAUACCAUGCUCAGUACGAGGGCUGCAACAUACUAGUAAACAAACCGUACUCAGAGAAAGUUGGAGAACGUAUUUCCUUCCACAAAAUUAUCAACAUUCAUAAUUUCAUUGCUUUGAAAAACCAACACUGACAAACGUUUCUAGAGCGAUCGCAAAUAAACCAUAAACACUUCAGUUUAAGAAUUUAAAAUUAUCUUGACUUCUAUAAAAAGAAAAUAUAUGCUAUGUCAACUCGUAAUUAUUGAUGGUUAGUUUGAUUGAUUCGAAAUUACGGAAACGAAAAUAUCAAGGUGACAAAGAGAGUUCUCUUAACUGACGGAGAUUUAUUGAAAGGAGAAAAACGUUUAUGUUUAAAACAAGAGAAUGAUUUAAUUUAUAUAGAAAACAAAGUAAAAACUAAAAUAACACCCAAUCCGAACGUGACCAUGAAGAAUCUAAUGAUUAACCGCAGGGAAACCUGAGACAUAACUCAAACUGUAUAGCCAACUGCGUUUAGUAGAUUAGCCAUGACAGACUUCGCGCUCCGUAAGCGCAAAUUUUGGACAUGCGUUGGGGCAGAGUUCUUAGCGACAACAAUUUUCGUUUUUGCGGUUAGUAGCUCGACGCUAACCGUGCAAGGGGACGCUACGGUCGUUGUGUUGCAUGUCUCGCUUACUGCAGGUCUAACUGUGGCGACAUUAGUGAUGGCGACAGGACAUCUAACGGGAGGCCUUAUAAAUCCCGCGCUAACAACUGCGCUAAUGGCUACCAAAAAGAUUUCGGUGUUAGAAGGAGUGUUUUACAUAGUCGCGCAAUUUCUUGGAGGUAGGUAUAUUGACGAUAAUUAGAAAUUCAGUCGGCUCUCGGUAAUUCGAACCUUCAAGGAAAAUUGAAAAAGAUUCGAGCUAUGGGGAGUUAAUGAGUGAGGACCAUACAUAAGAAAAACAUCGGUGUUUAUCAUAAUUCUGUUAAAACAGUAUAUGUUUGUAUCAAAAUGUUCAGUGUUAUAGUAUUGGAAAGUAGAACAGAAACGGAACGCUUUGAAGAAGGAGCUGAGUAGCAAAAUUGUAAAGAAAUACAAUGCACCAUAAUUUAAAUGCAUCCUAAACCAGAAAACCUGCACUGGGUGGAUAUUCCUUGUGCGUGAUGCAAAGACAAAACAGGAAGAUUUCUUGACUGAUUGAAAACAAAUUCAAUGCGAGUACAUCGUCGCAUCAUUAAAUCAGAUAGAACAUGCCUGACUUUUAUAGACGGAAUCAAGUUACCGAGGAUGAAAUAACGGACCGAGAACCGGCCAAAAAAUCGGAUUUGGUUUCAAGUUAUCGUGUAAAAUCACGAGCUUUUUUUUUUUUUUUUUUGAUAGUAGUAAUAUCAAAAAAAAAAAAAAGGUUUCUAUGCUUCUUCUAAGACUAAGCGAUGCUCUGUCUAAUAAAAUUAUAAAAGAUAAGCCUCCGUUUGAAACUUCCGCGUCGGAGUGUUUUGACUUGAAAAGAUUCACGAACGAGCAACUGGAAAAGAAUACAAAGAAGCCCUCUUUAAAUUUGAUGCAAAAUGUUGAACGUCCUUUUGCGUCUUUUAGAUUUAAAAAAAUGUUUAUAGUAAAAAAGACAUGUUUUCCCUUUUUCCGAAGUAAAGAAUGGAUUUGGAUUUCGUGCAAUUAUCUGGGUUCUAGACAACAAUUAUAAUACGUAACCUUCAGAAAGAAAGAAAAAUCUGUCACUGAGCAUACGGAGUUGAUUUAUGGCAAGGCUUCACAAAAGCUUUUGGUCUCGGCAAAUCUUUUUGUCGGGCUGUAAACAACAUCUCACAACACGAUCCAACAAUGCUGUAAAAUAUUGCGUGCGUUUUGCCGGGCCUUCAGAGCAUAUCUUUAAAAAAAUAGAAGACUCCAGUCAUUAACCAGAUUAAAGAAUGCAAGAGGUUAAGCCAUGGCGGCAACGUUUCCUUCGAAGAAAUGAAAAAAUCCUAAGUACCUCAACUUAACACAAAUCGAUUUAUCAAUGGAAUGAAGACUGAGGUUAUGGUUCAGUUUAUCUUCAGUUGUAUGAUUUAAACAUCGCUCACGAGUUGGCUCCUUGAAUUUUGAAAGGAUAGAAAGCAGAGAGAUAAAAAUUCUAAAUUGAAGAAAUUCCAUACUUUGUGAUUCAUUGAUUUCGUGGUUUUAUUGAAUGAGAGAAGUAAUGAAAGAUUGAAAAGCACAAAAUUACUUGCCGAACUAAAUACUUCAUAUUUCAUCUCCAGUUUAGCUAGACGGGUGAAACAAAAGGUAAUUUAGGACAUUUCAAUAUCAGAUAGGCUGUUUCCGUCGUGUGUUUACAUUGUGCUUACAGUGGAUUCUGAGUUUUGGCGAAAACCAAUUUAAUUACCUCGUUGAGCCGGAGACGGUGAAUUCAAAACACUAGGGAAAAUAUGGGAAGAACACAGUUAUCAUUCAUCUUAAAUUCUUCAUCCUCCCCUUAAAUAGAAAACGAUUUAGUGUCAAUUUCGACGGUAAUGCUUUGACGUCAGUGAUAGAUACGUUUUACAAAUGUUUUCCAUUUGAUCACGGAAAGUUGGGGAUACACAGUUCUCUUGUAAAUUCACUGAGAGAGUAUGCCACUUUGUUUCUUGGACUUCAGGUCUGUUCCACGCCGAAUGUAAAUUAAUUCACGACCAUGUCAAAGACAAUACAUAUCUCACUAAAAAACAUAAGCUCUCACAAAUCACAGAAAAGGUAUCUUUCCAAUCUAUAAAUGGAUCUCCCGCUAAAGCACCAAUCAGAAGCGUUCGUAUGCAAUUUGCCAAACUCCUCAGAUUACAAUUUACAUUCAGAGCGUGCCAAAAAGCACAAUACUGCACUUUGACAUGAGAUUAGUUAAAAUUUCGGCAUCUUUGAAUUUCUGUUCGUUAUCUUGCUCAACAACGUGUCCCAUUUCUUCAUCGAUGGCAGAAUAGCGUCAUAUACAAACGCAUGUUGUGAAUUAUGAUAAAAGGGCAAAUUUCCGUUUCCGUACAUUUGCAAACAGCUUGAAUAAAUAGAAUCGUGUUUGAAAAAAUAAAUAAAGCCACCAAAAGACAAAAUUUAGGAAAAGGUUCAUAUGUUUAAAGUUAUCAUGCAAAUUAUUUGAUAAACAUUCAGUAAUUGCUCGGAGGACAGAAGAAAGACGAUAAUUUCCAAUCAAAGAUGGAAGAAAAAAUUGUCAAAAUUUCGAGCCAGUAUCUUGUGACGUAAAUAAUGGUUUUGAUGUUUGAAGUUUCUAAGGACUAGGCAAGGUCGGAUACCGAAAAUUUUUAAGAACCGAAAGCAUGAACAAACGAAUGAAUGAACAAACAAAGGAUUGCUCCACGAAGAAGCGAAAGACGGAACAAAGGGACGAGUAAGCGAGCAAUGAAAACAGUAACCGAUCAAACGAACGAACAACCGACUCACCGAUGAAAAACAAACCAACUCGAUGAACGUUUCUUUUCACCAACGUGUAAGCCAUUUACUGACAAAACAAGACCCAUCCACUAACUGAACGAGCACCCAACUCACGAACAGCACGAAAUAAAAAGAGAUUGUGCCACUAUUCAAUAAACGUGGUUAUCCUCCCAACACCGCGCACAACAAAUUGAUCGACAGUCAGCACUAAAAAAGGCUAACAAUGUGCCAGUUUUUCGAUAAAAGAGGCUAUCCUGUUUUUGUCGUUCAAGUGGGCAAACCACCGCGCCCAAAAAAUUGAUCGACAGUCAGCACUAAGAACGGCUGGCAAUGUGCCAGUUUUCCAUAAACGUGGCUAUCCUGUUUCUGUCGUUCAAGCGGGCAACCACCGCGCCCAACAAAUUGAUCGACAAUCAGCACUAAAAACCGCUAACAGUGUGCCAGUUUUUUCGAUAAACGUGGCUAUCCUGUUUCUUUCGUAGAAGCGGGCCACCACUGCGCCUUACAAAUUUAUCGACAUUCAGCACCACAAACGGCGCAGAAGGAAAAUGCUCAUCGCAUUCCAGUCACUCACAUUUUACCCUCACAACCACGUAGUUAAAUCUAUCAUUCUUAAAAACUUUAAAUUACUUCAAAGCGAUUCAAAGCCUUGUGCCAUCUUUUCGCAACCUCCACUAAGUUCAUUCAAACGCGAAUGACCAACCUGCCUGAAGCUUUCAAAUACGAUACAAAACUUUUCCUUUCAUUCACAACGCAUAGGAAAUGUCGGAACCAAAGAAAUCCAUUAAGAUCACGGUUCGCUUCACUUGCACCUCCGCCAACGUCAUCUAUUGCAUAACUUGCAUUUAAACCAGUCGCUAGACAAUUUAAUCUACCUUACCAUUCUAAGCAACAUAUGGUAGUUUGCAGCCUUCCCCUACAUCUAGGCAGUUUGGAAAGCCGCAAAACUUUAGAACAAAAAUUUAUGUUUCAAAUCGGCACUUUUGAUCUCCAUGGUAUCAACUAGCGCUUUUCAUUCAACUUAUUUAUUCUUGUUUUUCUUGUCACCAUGUUCCCACCAACGCAUAGCACCAUUUUCUGCAUAUAAACACAAACACAACCCGCAACUCCUCUAAUCACUCUGACGUGGUGACGACGCGCUAACGCUCGAAACGUUAGCUUUUAAACUCUUUACGGUGGCCAAUUUACGUUCUCAACUCAGUUGCUAAUACCUUAGUUUCACUGAAAGAAAUUGUCAUUCAGCCAACGGCUGAGCAAACGCACUGACAUUGCCGACACACCCAAACAUCCAGCCAUGUCUGUUACAGUGUUUUUCAAAUCAUGUGGUCUGUUUUCCACUCAGAUGGUUUUGGAAGUACCGUAGAUAACUGAACUGUCUCUUUCUAUCAGCGAUUUUAGGAGCAGCACUUCUAUAUGGUCUGACACCUGGCAAAAUGCGCGGGGCACUGGGAGCGACCACAAUCAGUAGCGACCUUAGUGCUAGCCAAGCCUUUGGACUGGAGCUCCUUCUCACGUUUGUGUUGGUGUUUACCAUAUUUGCCGCUACUGAUCCGGGCAGGGAACUUCGAGGAUACGACAUACCGCUGUCCAUAGGAGUGUGUGUGUUCAUCUGUCACAUGUGCGGGGUAGGUGUAGAAAUAUUUAAAAUAAAACUUUUUUCUUUCCAUUUUUACAAUGGGUACGAGUUCGCCAUGUGACAUAGCAUUGCAUAGCUGAGAUUGUGCAUAGCUCGCACGAAGAUAGACUCCAAAAACGAAGUUGACAAAGCUCUUUUUGAGAGGAAGUGACUCAGAUACUUCUUGUUGAAGGGGCUAUCGAGUAUUGCGUGACGUCACGUUCGUUUGUUUGAGCUUUAGAAUCACGAGCGUACAUACUUGAACGUGGAGGUUGUUGUUGAAGAUCGUCAUUUGAGGACGAAAGAUUUGUAUUCGGUGUUCUUUCCUUUAUGAAUUAAAGUCCUUUAAAACUUUGACUUUAAAAUCGUUGUUAUUUGAAAGCAACGCUCAUCGUUCGUUUAGGGCGGCAACUCAUGCUUUUAGUACUUACUUGGGGUAUUCAGAACGAACCUUGGUUUUAUUUUUAGCCGUUGCAAUUGCACGCAGGGAAAUCAAAAGACCCAUUAUCUUGUUUAUGGGGAAGUUCAUUAAAAAAAAAAGAAUCAUGCUAGCAUAUUAUUAAAAUCAUGGAAGCUAUCACCAUCGCCACAACUGUCAACACUGACCGGUUUCCGUUAAGGUUAACUCAACACUCCUCACUUCGAGAACGAAGCAAUAUGAGUAACGUUUGGUUACUUCGUGUUCUUUCUUAGAUUCCUCUCACUGGCUGCAGCAUGAACCCCGCCAGGUCUCUCGGUCCUGCCCUAAUUAAAAACUUCUGGAAAGACCACUGGGUAAGAGAGGAUGUUUGAUCAGCUUAUAAUCAAAACUAUAACAAAAUUCUCGAAUGUGAUUGGUUAUCACCAGCCCGAUUUGCGCACUAAUAGGACAGUGUACGCGUCAUGCUUGUAAUUGGACAGUGUAAUAGAACAGCUCGAGGGACAGUUAACACGUCAUGCCGGUGUAAGUGGACAGAACGCGUCAUGUGCGCGCGCUGUUGUCUCGCAUUUCGUCAAGUUUAUUGUUGUUGUAGUAUUUUUUUAAUGAAAACGUAUCACCAAUGUCUACAUUCUUUCUCAUAUUUUGUCAUAGUUAUGAUUAAUUGCUAACAGGACUUCGUAUCGUCCAUCAAUCAAUACUCGUGAUUAACAAAUCGGACUCCCGCUUCGCGAUCGCCCGAUUUUGAUAAACACUCGUAUGAUUACAGACCGAAUUGGACUCCACUCGGUCCUACUACCAUCAUUAAUCACAUUAAAUGUGAAGUCUCCUUAAUAGUAGUAUUCCGGACAGCUGAGGUCAGCGAGUUUCACCCACAAUCUUCCCGAGAGGGGUCUUGAGAAGCCAAUGAACCCCUGCUUCCUAUUACCAGUGAGAUCAAAAUAAGAUUCCCCCCAGUAGACAAUCUGCCAUCACUUCUGGUUUAUAAGCACAAGUUAGUUGCUCAUUUUCCUUACGGCAAGUCGAUAAAACGAGGGAGAAUAUCGUGUGUUCCAAAACUACCUUCUACGAAGCUAUGCUAAUCCUGUCUAAAUUCGUUCGGCCUCAUUUAGCCCUACUGACUUUUGGGCCUCAGUUUUGAAACAAAUAGGUUAAGCUAUUCGUAGUAAGUUAAGCACUGACCCAAACUCAACCGUCAUGAAAAGUGAUGCUAACCAGAACUGGUUCAUCGAGUUUCCAACAAUUGGGUACAGAUGAUUGUUUAGGGUGAAAAAAGGUAAGACUUAAGGAAACUCCACUUGUUAGGAGCGAGGGGUGAGCUUCACAAUUCACCAAAAGGAGAGUGACAGGCCAAACUUCGAGCAAAAAAAAAGGCGCAAUUUUUAAGGGUCCAUUUUGUGCGCUCAACAUAAAAGAUACACUGUAAGUACGUUGAAGACAGAUGCAGCUUCUAAUUUUGUCAAACUUGCUUUUUUAUUUUUUCUCCCCCUCUUUCAAGGUUUACUGGGUCGGUCCCGUACCAGGAGGAAUUAUAGCGGCAUUCUUGUAUGAAUACGUCUUCUCCACAAGGAGUGCUGGAGUUUCUCCAGCUUAAAUUUAUUAGCUGUGAACCGUUUCGUCCAGGGUCCAAGACCGAUAGCGGAGAAGACAAAGUAUAUCAGUUGCACCUUUUUGUGACCAUGUGUAAGGGUGUUUUUGAACCCUGACUUAUAGUUCUCCCUUCUUCAUGAAAUUAACUUUCGUGCAAAAUACUGAAGUGUGAUAAAAACCUUAAUUGUCCAUUCUCAUGAGCAGUUUGCAGGG